GCAGUUAGUGGGGCAGCCGGCACGGAGGGAAUGCUCUGGCACCGCAGGAAGCCUAUGGGAAGGGGACGCAACAGGAAUGGAAAGCUCUAGGAAAGAAGAGCUUCGGGGGAAUGGAAGGCUCUGGCAAAGGGAAUGCUUCGGGACUAAAAGGCUCUGGGAAGGAAAGGCUACCGAACUGGAAGGGAUAAAUGAAUGGCUAAAGGCUCCGAUAACCCCCAGGACUGUACAGAGAGGCUCCCGUGUGGCAGCCUACAAGGAAAAGAUGAAGGAGCUGUCCAUGCUGUCUCUGAUCUGUUCUUGUUUUUACCCUGAGCCCCGCAAUAUCAGCGCAUAUACAUAUGAUGACAUGGAAGUCAAGCAGAUUAACAAGCGCGCGUCUGGCCAGGCUUUCGAACUGAUAUUGAAGCCGCCAUCUCCAGUCUCUGAAGCGCCCCGAACCCUGGCCUCUCCCAAGAAGAAGGACGUUUCUCUAGAAGAGAUUCAGGCCAAGCUGGAAGCAGCAGAGGACAGACGAAAGUCUCAGGAAGCCCAAGUCCUGAAGCAACUUGCAGACAAGCGGGAGCACGAGAGAGAAGUGCUCCAGAAGGCCCUGGAAGAGAAUAACAACUUCAGCAGGCUGGCAGAGGAGAAACUUAUACUAAAAAUGGAACAGAUAAAAGAAAACCGUGAAUACUACUUAGCUACCCUCAUGGAACGUCUCAAGGAGAAGGAGAGGCAUGCCGUCGAAGUGCGCAGAAACAAGGAACAACUAGAACUUUCCGGCUGAAAAAACAUACCAUCAUUAGUAACUUCCUUGCCUAUAUAAUUACGGAUCAUGCGAUAUCAGUAUGGAAAACAAUGUAUGACAUCAAAAAAACAAAAAAAGAAACAAAAAAAAGUACAAGAACUCAAAAAAUUAAAAAAAAAACAAAAAUAAAAAAUUGCGGUCUCUUUGCAGAAUGAUUUGCUUGAUGUUUAACAAAAAAAAUUUGGGUCUUUUUUUGUAAAUAUUUACAUUUUUGUUAAAAAAUACAAGUAUUGCAUUAUGCAAGUUAUUUCAUAAUCUUACAUGUCCUGUAACAGGCUUUUGGUGUUGUCUAUUAACUCUUCGAUGAAUUUGCCGAAUCUUUCCAAGAUGCCCAUGUCUAAUCUCAUUCCCUGCCGCCUCCUUUUUUUUUGCAUUCAGAACAUACAAAGCCAGAUGGAAUGAAUAGGAGGGAUGCCAGCCAUUAACUCGCCAUAAUAACUAUUUUGUAAGCUUCACACUUUGUUAAACACAUCUUUAUAUCUGAAUUACUGCAGUUACUCGUUGGUGUCCGCAGAAAAAAAAAAAAUAAUCUAGUGUCACAAAAACUGAUUUGUCCUAGUUUGUCGGGACUCUGAAGCAGGUAUAGCCAAGCUAUGGAACUCUAGGCAGCUGUCUAUCCUGGCUCUAGAGCUUUCCAAGUGUGGGUUAAUAUGUUGUUAUUAUUAUUAUUACACUGGAUACCGAAUGCAGAAUCUGUCUUACAAACAUAGUGGCUUUAGAUUUGCAUCAAUGGCUACUAAAACCAUUUUACCUCUUAAUAACUCUGGAAACAACAUUGAGUUUCCUGUUAAUGUGCUAUAGAGAUUGUGUGUAGGCUUAAUAAUAGAGUUUGCAAGAGAACGGUUGAGUCAUGAAAGGUUCGACAUCCACGUCCGAGCAAAAGUCUUUAACUCUUCUUCAGCAAAAAAAAAAAUCCAAAUCAGUAAAUCUACAGGGAUUAUUAGACAGGGUGCACGUGCCAAGUACGGAAUUCCUUAUCAAAGUCACCAAGACGUAAACUUAGUUCCAGUUUUGAAGUUGUUCCUAACCUAUGGAAGUUUCUGCCUGCAUAUUCUACUCUUCAUUAGUGCUAUUUCCUGUAUGUCAUUGUGAGCAAGCUGUGAUAAAUAAAGAAUCGGGGUUCUGUGAACUGAUAAA
Xenopus tropicalis (tropical clawed frog) is the source of this 1924-nucleotide messenger RNA. It is a transcript of the gene stmn2, whose product is annotated as stathmin 2. The transcript has 5 exons. Gene Ontology annotation, biological process: regulation of microtubule polymerization or depolymerization. Gene Ontology annotation, cellular component: lamellipodium; cytoplasm; membrane. Lineage: Eukaryota; Metazoa; Chordata; Amphibia; Anura; Pipidae. Bases 77 to 766 code for a protein of 229 amino acids. The record is from RefSeq and is a predicted model, not a curated record.